Schistosoma intercalatum is the source of this 1089-nucleotide messenger RNA. The record is from the annotation of a GenBank genome assembly. Lineage: Eukaryota; Metazoa; Platyhelminthes; Trematoda; Strigeidida; Schistosomatidae.
AUGUUCAUAUUGCUUUUAAUGAUAACUUGGUUGUAUUUUAUGUCAAUUAUGUUUGACAUUCGAUUCCCCCCUGUUUUACGUGAUUACCCAUUUAAUAUUUUUUCUUUUGCUGACUAUAUCGUCCGUUUUUGUUACGAAGUUUUAGCUUUACCUCAAUCAAUGAGUGAAUAUAUUCGAAGUCCUCUGAUAAGAUUAAUGUAUGAAAAGUUGGAUCAUCAAAAUAAACAUUCGAACUCAAAUCAUGACCAUUGGUAUGAUUAUCGCGCUGAAUAUGUAGAUUUUGAACUUCGGGAUAAGUUUAUUAAAUCAAAACAAGAUGAAGAAACUUGCGAAUUUUUAAACAAUUGCUAUGUCAAAUCUGACUGGUUAUUUACACACUUUUACCAUGCUAUUGCUAAAGCUGUUUUAACUUGGUUCAUGACUUCAACUUCUAUAAAUGGUUUAGUUGGUCGUGGUUCUAUGUUUGUUUUCUCAUCAGCACAAUUUCUUCGCUUACUUGAUGUUAACGAUAGCUUCAAGUCGAAUUCUUUACUCGACUUAGGUGCCGGGGACGGCAAUGUGACAUUGAAAAUGGCUCCUUACUUUAAAGAUGUAUUCGUCACAGAAAUUUCUCCAGUUAUGCGUUGGCGUUUAAGUAAACAUGGCUUUACAAUAUUAGACGUUGAUUCUUGGGAAUUAAUGAGUAAAGAAUUUAAUACACCCAAAGUUCCAUCUCACUUUGAUGUUAUUAGUUGUUUAAAUUUAUUAGAUCGUUGUACAGCUCCAAUUACCUUAUUGAAACGAAUUAGUCAAGCUUUGAAACCUACGACGGGAAUUUUAAUUCUUGGAAUAGUUUUACCAUUGAAACAAUAUGUUGAAACGACUCAUGAUCAACGUCCUAUUGAAGUACUUGAAAUAAUUGAUAGUGAAUUAUGGGAAAUACAAUUAUCUAGUUUAAUUAAUAAUAUUCUUAUACCAGCUAAUUAUCAUGUUUUACGUUGGACACGUUUACCAUAUUUAUGUGAAGGUGAUUUUUCUAAAUCAUUCUAUUAUUUAAAUGAAAUUAUACUUGUUUUACAAUAUUCAAUAUCUAAUAAUACAAAUAAAUAA